Messenger RNA from Cryptomeria japonica (Japanese cedar), 2418 nucleotides. Its product is annotated as CBL-interacting protein kinase 23. The transcript has 14 exons. Gene Ontology annotation, molecular function: protein kinase activity; ATP binding. Lineage: Eukaryota; Viridiplantae; Streptophyta; Pinopsida; Cupressales; Cupressaceae. Gene Ontology annotation, biological process: protein phosphorylation; signal transduction. Bases 683 to 2014 code for a protein of 443 amino acids. The record is from RefSeq and is a predicted model, not a curated record.
CUGUUGGUUUAUCCACAGAUAUUAAAGCACGGCGCUUAAUAGUUCUUCAAAAUAUCUCUCUCCUCAUAAAUUCUCGUGUAUUCUCUCUCUACUGGCUACUGUGUGAUUUUCAGUGAAAACAAGCCCACGAGCUCCGUAUGCUUUCCGUCUUUGCAUGCUCUAAAGAUUCCGUUUCCAAAGUUUUCUAUCCUUUUUAUCUCAGGAUUGCAGUAUUUACAGAAGAUACAUUAAAAAAAAUUCACAGAAGAUCUCCUAGCUUCCUAUUUUGCAUGCUUCUGAGAGCCCAAUGUCUUGGAGGCUGAGUUGUGGAUAUCUAAGACUCUAAGGCAGCAUUUUGAGGCUCUGAUUUAGAGGUAUCAGCACCGAAAGGAGAGAUUUACGGCUGCAAGAGUUUGAUAAAAAGAACAAAAGUCCAAGCGGUUCGGGAAGGGACUCGGAUAACACGAGGAAAGUUUUCGGCGUGUUUUUUCAUUCGUACGAACAAAUAAUGCUGAAUGGAGGUGUUGUAUUUUCAGUUGUUUCAGUGGGUUUUCUGAAUGCGCGACGAUAUGUAUCUUGAGUCCAAUUUUUUUGAGAUCUGGCGGCGAUAUUUUGAUCCUCCUGACUCCCGCGAUUGAUUUGCUCACAAAAUUCGUUUGUUUUUGCUUAAGUUCGUUAUAAAAAAAACUUUUUGAGCGAGAAAAUGAGUGAGUGCGGGGAGACUGCGCGUACGCGAGUGGGUAAGUAUGAAUUCGGUAGAGUCAUUGGACAAGGCUCUUUUGCAAAGGUUCGGCUCGCAAGGAACACACAAACGGGUGAACAUUUCGCCAUAAAAGUGCUCAACAAGGAGAGAAUAUUGAAGGAUAAGAUGGUUGAACAGAUUAAGAGAGAGAUUUGCACAAUGAGGCUGGUUAGACAUCCUAACAUUGUUCAGCUUGGUGAGGUUAUGGCUAGCAAGACAAAAAUUUAUUUUGUUCUUGAGUAUGUCACCGGUGGAGAGCUUUUUAAUAAAAUUGCUCAACAACGGAAGCUCAAAGAGGAUGAUGCUAGAAAAUAUUUUCAGCAGCUUAUAAAUGCAGUUGAUUAUUGUCACAGCAGAGGAGUUUAUCAUCGAGAUCUCAAGCCAGAGAACCUGCUUUUGGAUUCAAAGGGAAAUCUGAAGAUCUCGGAUUUUGGUCUGAGUGCUCUCUCACAACAAGUGAAGGAAGAUGGACUGCUGCAUACUACAUGUGGAACCCCCAACUAUGUUGCUCCUGAGGUUAUUAUAGACAAGGGAUAUGAUGGUGCCAAGGCUGAUCUGUGGUCAUGUGGAGUCAUACUUUUUGUUCUCAUGGCAGGCUAUUUACCAUUUGAUGAACCUAACAUUAUGGCCCUUUAUAAGAAGAUAUACAAAGCAGACUUCACUUGUCCAAAUUGGUUUUCUCCAGGGGCCCGGAAACUAAUUCUGAGCAUACUCGAGCCAAAUCCUAACAAUCGCAUUACAAUACCUGAGAUACUAGAAAAUUCUUGGUUCAAGAAAGGAUAUGUUCCAGUUAAAUUUCAAGAGGAAAAAGAUACCAACCUUGAUGACAUUGAUGCAGUAUUUUGUGAUUCUGUUGAUCAUCUUGUAGCAGGAAAGAAAGAACUAAAGGGGACAAAGCCUUCCCUUAUGAAUGCAUUUGACCUCAUUUCCUUGUCAAAAGGGCUCAAUCUAUCUGGUCUCUUUGAAAGAAAACAGAGUGUUAAACAGGAGGUACAUUUCACAUCCAAGUAUCCAGCUACUGAGAUCAUCACAAAAAUGGAAGAGAGUGCAAAGCCUCUUGGUUUCAAUGUUAAAAGAAGAGAUUACAAGAUGAGGCUACAGGGAUCUGAAACAGGUCGUAAGGGGCAUCUUUCAAUAGCUACAGAGGUUUUCGAAGUUUCUCCCUCUCUCUUUGUUGUGGAAAUGAAAAAGGCCGGCGGUGAUACACUAGAAUACAACAAGUUCUAUAAGAAUUUUUCUACUGCGCUGAAGGACAUUGUAUGGACAUCUGAGGUAGACCAACCCGAGGGAUAACUAAAUGCUGCAGAGGUUGGGGGAACUCUUUGAAAUUCAAUUUGAUUGGAAAGGACUUAAUUGAAAUCUAUCUAGACAGACCUUUGCCUAUGCUAUAGCAUACUUGAGGCUGUAAUGCCUUCUAUAAUAAAGAACUAAGCAAACUUAUGUUUGGUGGUGUUUGAAAUAGCAUUGUGCUUACUUUGUACAGAUAUUAGUGUAUUGAUUGUUAACCAUAUGAUAAUGACACAAUCAAUUUCAUUAGCGUUGGAAUUUGUAAAAUGAUUGUGAACCAGUCGCUAAAGUUGGCAUCUGAAAAUUUGAAUGUUUUAUGGCUUGUUUGAGAGUUGGGCUCUGGUGCUAUUAAAUCAGAGCUCUCUUCUACUUCAAUUCAAAUCAUAAUGCAAAAAUCACAGAUUAGAACA